CGCCGCAUCCAAGAGCUGCUGUUAGAAAGAAAAGAAAGGAGGGGUGAGAAAUGGCAGCUCCAGCCAUGGCAAGCGGAACACCUAAGGUCCUCUGUUCCGCCGCAAGUCACCACCGACUGAAUACCGCUUCAAGGUUGAAUGGCUCCGUAAAGUUUCUCAUCGACGCCAACAACCGCUCCUUAACUAGCUCGUUUCAACGCUCAUUUCCCAUUCGCGCUGUUGACUCCCAAACGGAUGAAGAAAAUCCAAGUGUCGAUAAACCCAAUGCUGCUUCCAUCACUCAGGAAGAUGUGAGUUAUAUAUGGAAAUUAGGAGGUGGUUCAGUGGUGGGUGCAGCUAUAAUCAAGUAUGGAAGCAUACUUUUUCCAGAGAUUACAAGACCAAACAUCACACAGGCUUUGGUCAUGAUUUUGACGCCCGUUAUUAUUGCCGUUUUAUUGUUGAUAAAGGAAAGUCGUGCUAAGCAAUGAAGCGCAGAUCAGUGCGUAUAAUCUUCUAUUUGGCUUUAGACAAGUUGUCUUAUGAAUUUCUCAGU
Hibiscus syriacus is the source of this 535-nucleotide messenger RNA. RefSeq lists its product as uncharacterized. Gene Ontology annotation, cellular component: chloroplast. Lineage: Eukaryota; Viridiplantae; Streptophyta; Magnoliopsida; Malvales; Malvaceae. The transcript is spliced from 2 exons. The coding region runs from base 51 to 470 and encodes 139 amino acids. The record is from RefSeq and is a predicted model, not a curated record.